CAUGAAAGUAAACUCACUUAUCUCGACAUGUUACGGAGGUCGCGCAAGUCGCUGUUGCAGCUCGCGUUCUUUUGUGUAGUUAUCUACAUUAUCGUAUCGCUUCUACGACCGCCAGCGCCCAAGCUAUACUUGUGGAACACAAUCCGCUACCAAACAACAGCAGCUAGCCUUCCCGAAGCUCGAGGCACAUGUCCCGGACUCGAUGAUAGCUCUAAGCCAGCUCUAGUAGUCUCAUACGUCGCUGCGGAUGGCGAUACUGUCUGGCUCGAACGUCUCUCCUCGAAGUACAACCUCUGCAUCUACAACGUCGACGCGCCUGCCGAUUCGUCUGCAAGGAACCUUCGCGUACCCGCCAAUCGUGGCCACGAGUCCAUAACCUACCUUACUUUCCUGAUCGAUAACUACGACUCGAUUCCACAAGCAGGCGCAGUGUUUGUGCACGGCAACAGGUUCCAAUGGCAUAACGACGAUACACUGUACGACAAUGCAGCCAGCUUGGCCGCUUUGAACGUCGCGUCCGCUCUAGAGCCCACUGGUUACCACAAUCUUCGCUGCGACUGGAGCGCUGGCACAUGUCCUAAGGAUUCUGGUCCUGCGCAAGGAAGUCUCGAGACAUAUAUCAACUCUAUUUUACAGCCUUGGAGUGCUAGGUCUGCAUCUGAUGCUGCUAUGCCUCAAGCAUUUGCCGUCCUGUUUGGCGGAGACGACUACCUGAAGAACAGAAAGAGCAAGGGAUUGAAACUGAGUAGAAGUGACCCUGUGCGCGCACAAUGCUGCGCCCAGUUUGUUGUCUCCAGGGAGGCUAUGCACCGCCAUACGCGCGAAGAGUAUCUCGCUAUACGCCAAUGGCUGCUCGAUAGCUAUGGCACAUCACGCAACUCCAAUGCUGCCCCUCGUGAUGACCGUAUUGCUGGGCGCAUUCUGUCAUAUCUUUGGCAUGUCUUGUUCAUCCCACAAGAAGAUGGGCCUGUAGAUCUGGCCAAGCUGAACGAGCAGGCAUGUCCGAGCGCUGCCGAUUGCUAUUGCCGUUUAUAUGGAAAAUGUGAUCUCAAGUGUAAUGUUAGGGGCUGCUACGGACAAUAUCGUAUACCGCCCUACAUGCGUCUUCCUGACGACUGGGCCGAACUUCAUGGAAACGACAUUUACGAGCCCGCUGGUGUGAAAGCCCUUCACGGGAGACUGUACCCAAAAGCCUUCGAGCCUUGAAAGAUGAUUGCAGACUAGCGGCACUGUUCAUAAUUCUGUAUAUCCAUAAUCUAACGAUCUCAUGC
Molecule: messenger RNA, 1271 nt
Organism: Aureobasidium subglaciale EXF-2481
Lineage: Eukaryota; Fungi; Ascomycota; Dothideomycetes; Dothideales; Saccotheciaceae
Exons: 1
Coding region: 28-1206 (392 amino acids)
Source: RefSeq, a predicted model, not a curated record